AUGACUAAUUUAUCAUCCGUUAUAUCCGCAUCAUCAUCGCCGUUUUUAUGUACUACCGUCCGUAUUCCACCAUCUAGAGUAAAAUUAUUAUCACAUUAUAAUUAUCAAUCCCGUACAGCAUCUACUAAUGAAAAAUCUCUCUCAACAUCUUUAUCUUCACUUUUACCAGCUUCACAAAGUACUACCUUUCGUUCGAACGAAUCAUCGCUAACUUCGCCAUUUAAAUGGGGCGUUCCGAAACAAAAAAGAAAACGAAAAGCUACUGAACGGGAUUCAAUUGAUGAAUAUUUUGAAGCCAAAUACCAAGCCAUCGAAUCGACUAGUUCCUCAACAAAGCCACCAAUUAAAUACACACUACGUCCAAGAAACUGUCCACAAUUUAAUUCAACACAGCAAAUUUCAUCCAAAUUAUUACCAAUAGGAUUAUUUAAAAUAGACGUAGAAGAUUAUGAAACAGUCAAAAAAGUUACACCAAAUGAGAUUAUUAGUAGUAUAAUUCAAGAAAGAAAAUUAAUUAUUAAUGAUGAACGAUUUUCGAUUAAGUUUACGUGA
Messenger RNA from Rotaria sp. Silwood1, 552 nucleotides. The record is from the annotation of a GenBank genome assembly. NCBI's taxonomy places the organism in Eukaryota, Metazoa, Rotifera, Eurotatoria, Philodinida, Philodinidae.